Phytophthora nicotianae INRA-310 is the source of this 968-nucleotide messenger RNA. RefSeq lists its product as hypothetical. Lineage: Eukaryota; Oomycota; Peronosporomycetes; Peronosporales; Peronosporaceae. The transcript has a single exon. The record is from RefSeq and is a predicted model, not a curated record. The coding region runs from base 87 to 440 and encodes 117 amino acids.
CCACUUCGGACGUGCAUCUGCGCCUGGAAGCAACACGGACCUGCGUGCCUUCGUCGUCGCCGUGAUCGCCACUAUAGUCGUCGUGCAUGCCGAUGUUAGUUACAUCGAUCAUGGCAAAGUCAAACCAUUCGUUCGGGCGAAACCUACGGAGAAAGCAGCCGUCAGAUACAAGCCAUCAACGUACCCUAAGAUACAAGCCAUCACUCUACGUACCCUAUGGAUGUCACCCGUAUCCUGCUGUUCAGGCUGAUGGCUCGGUCAGUGCUGGGCUUAAGGGAUCUGGGCCAGAUGGUGGCGAGUGUGGCGGUUCGGCUCUUGGUUCUCAAGUGUACUAUCGUUCAGACUGGUGUAGGAACAAGUGGGCCAUCAUGUACGCUUGGUACCUCCCGAAGGCCGGACCACACAGUAUCAACAGCGCCACUUCUGGGAAGCAGCAGUGAUCUAAAUCGAUGACCCGCUCUCACUAAUUGGACAAUUCUGGGCGCAUUGUUGAAUUACGGCAGUCACCGCAAGACUGAAGUGCCUGUUGACAAGGAAUACGUUGAGGGCUCAAGCGUGAAGCUCGAAUCUCACCGUGGUUUUGGAGCGCCCAGGCCGAAGUUACGCUUCACAGUGCUCGAAGGUGGAGCCAAGGACCUCAUCACGUGGGAGCAGCUCACUGAUGCAGCAUGCAUUGAGCUAUACUGAAUUUGACACCGGAUUCAUCAAGUGGACGAAGAGGGCGAUGCCCUUGAAAUACGGUAUAUUUGAGAAGAGACUGGAAGAUGUGGCCGUUUGAGUGAAUCAUCACUACAAAAAGUAGCAUUUUUUCUUCCAGAGUUGUUGUUGUACAUACAGCGAGGGACUCUUAAAGACAUGGCGUCGGACUGUAUUGAAUGUGAACUAAAGAAGUAUUAGCUUUACAAAUGUUUCGAAUUACCGGGGCUAACAUUGUGAUUGAUUUUCUAUGAAUACAUGUACUUCGAAGU